Messenger RNA from Carassius auratus (goldfish), 3336 nucleotides. RefSeq names its product sestrin 1 (gene sesn1). Gene Ontology annotation, molecular function: L-leucine binding; oxidoreductase activity, acting on peroxide as acceptor. The record is from RefSeq and is a predicted model, not a curated record. Gene Ontology annotation, cellular component: nucleus. Bases 143 to 1777 code for a protein of 544 amino acids. Gene Ontology annotation, biological process: positive regulation of macroautophagy; regulation of response to reactive oxygen species; cellular response to L-leucine. The transcript is spliced from 11 exons. NCBI's taxonomy places the organism in Eukaryota, Metazoa, Chordata, Actinopteri, Cypriniformes, Cyprinidae.
AAGCCGCUGUGCAAAGGACCGAAAUCGACUGAGGAAGAGCCAGAGCGCAGGAAGGUCUCAUUCAGCGGCAGCGGGGACGACUAGAGAGAAUGUGAAUUUAUCAUUCAGGUAUAUAACUGAAGAAUAGUAGACUGUUACAGUGAUGGAUAUGAGAGACGCUGCGGGAAGGUGGGAUGCUCUGGGCAGUCGAGACUCGAGCUCCAGACACGCAGCGAUGGAGCUCCUUCACCAGGAGGUGAUGAAGAGAAUAGAGACCAUGGGGCCGAUACCGCAGUCCUCCUCUCCCCCAGCCAUGGAUGACAGUCUGUCCAGUGAUCUCAAUGCUCUCCUGGCUCAUGUCCUGAUGCUCUCCAAACGGUGUCCUUAUGAAGACAUCAGGAAGAAAUGCAUCUGUUUGCUCCAGAAGGUUCAGGACGUUGGAGUGCGAAUCCCCAGACCGGUGGGAAAUGGACCAAGUAGAUUCAUUCCAGAGAAAGAGAUACUUCAAGUCAGUAAAUUGGAUGAAAGAAUACAGUCGAUUUUUGAGGACGCCUUUGCAGUGCUCGGUCGCCUUGACAACAUCUCCUUAGUGAUGGGGUUCCAUCCUCAGUAUCUGGAGAACUUCCUUAAGACACAGCAUUACCUGCUUCUGAUGGACGGUCCAUUGUCUCUGCACUGCAGACAUUACAUAGGGAUAAUGGCCGCUGCCAGGCACCAGUGCACGUAUCUGGUCAACCUGCACGUGAAUGACUUCCUGCAGGUCGGAGGUGAUCCUAAGUGGUUGAACGGUCUGGAAGAAGCCCCACAGAAGCUGCAGGCUCUUGGGGAGCUCAAUAAGAUCCUGGCCCAUCGCCCCUGGCUGCUCACCAAAGAACACAUUGAGCGUCUACUGAAGGCAGAGGAGCACAGCUGGUCGCUGGCCGAGCUGAUCCAUGUUGUAGUGCUACUUACGCUCUAUCACUCUCUGGCCUCCUUUACAUUUGGUUGCGGCAUCAACCCUGACAUCCACACAGACGGAGGACAUACAUUCAGGCCGCCCUCGCUCAGCGGUUACUGCGUUUGUGACAUUGCUAAUGGCAACGGUGUCCUGGAGGAGAUGUUUGGGAACCAACAGGUGUCUGAGUUGUCUGGUGAGGUGGAAGUGUUGAUGGAGAAGAUGAAGCAGCUCCAGGAAUCUCAUGACGAAGAGGAAGCCAGUCAGGAGGAAAUGGCCACUCGUUUUGAGAGGGAGAAGACCGAGAGCAUGCUGGUGGUCACCUCAGAGGACGAGGAGUGUGUACCAUCGAGAGAUGUUUCACGACACUUCGAAGACCCUAGUUAUGGCUACAAGGACUUUUACAGAAGAGGAGAACAGGUGCCCACCCUCAGAGUGCAGGACUAUAAUUGGGAAGAUCACGGAUUUUCCCUUGUGAAUCGGCUGUAUCCGGAUUUUGGACAGCUUCUGGAUGAAAAGUUCCAGAUCGCUUACAAUCUGACGUACAACACAAUGGCGACACACCACGGUGUGGACACGUCAAUGCUUCGUCGAGCCAUCUGGAACUACACCCACUGCAUGUUCGGGAUUCGGUACGAUGAUUAUGAUUAUGGAGAAAUUAACCAGCUGCUAGACCGCGGUUUUAAAGUCUACAUCAAAACUAUGGUGCGCACUCCAGAGAAGAUCACCAAGAGGAUGUACGACAGCUUCUGGAGGCAGUUCAAGCAUUCUGAGAAAGUCCACGUUAAUUUGCUUCUUAUGGAAGCGCGCAUGCAGGCGGAACUGCUCUACGCUCUGAGAGCGAUCACUCGCUACAUGACAUGAAGUGCUGUUCUUGUCUACCUUUUUAUUGUUUUUUACUGUUGUUGACGUUGGACACUUAAACGUAAAAAAUGACAAAAAAAUUGAAAAAUAAAACUGAGGAAGAAGAAGAAGAAGAACAGGCGGCGGCAGAGGGCGAUGACAAGGUUGUUUUGUUAAAAGAAGGAAAAAAAAAAAACAACAACGGUCAACUGAACCUACUUGCUGAAUCACUUGUGUGGCUGCUCAGCCUGCAGUGCCAAAACUGGCCACUGGGGGAGUGGGGCCGUCUGAGCAAAAUCCCUCUAGUGUUUAAGAGGACAAGCUGAGACUGCGAGCUUCUGGAGGCCAGACCUCCUUUAGUAUUUCAAAUGCAUCUGCGAUAAGAUGCCAUAUAAUCAUAUCUUCUUUUUGUGAGAUGAGAUUUAAAAAAAAAACAACAAAAAAAAACACACACACACAAAUAGCAACUCCAGUGCAGAAAGACUGCACUAACACGACUAUCUACUAGUGUUUUAUUUUUUUUAUAUUGUUUUCAUUUUUUGUUCAGCAGUGGCUAGAGAUAGAAGCAUUACUGAUUUUGCAUAAACGCGUGCCUAGUCAUGCGCAGCACUGGCAACAGAUGCUGAGGUGCCGUCUGUUCAUGCUGCUUUUCUCAAUUGAGAGGCCUCAAGACACCCAAACCAUCACCCAUUUGUAUAAGCUAAUCCAGGAACGAUUGUGUUGGUGUGAGUGUGAGAGCGCAAUUCAAAAAGUAAUAGCUGUCUGAGCCCUUGUUAGAGUUUACUGUAAAACACCACUUUGUUUCAUUAUGACAUUUCCAAUUUGUGAAUGCUAUUUGGGGAAUAGAGGGGGAAAAAAAACCAAACAUAGGCUCUUUUUGGGGUUUCACACAUUAAAAAUAUCAAAGCACUUUUUUUAAACAAUGUUAAGCUUCAGCUUUUAUGUAGCCAUUUUGUUUCGAUGACCGGUUUCAAUAUUUUUUUAUUUGUGUUAUUGACUUUCAAAGCAGUAAGGUCUUCCUUUUGUGACGUGCUUCCUGUUGCUCUGAUCCAUCCGCCUUAUCUGUCUUCCUUUGAAUGCACGGUCAUCUUAACUCCUUGUUUUUAUUUUGGGGUUUAUUAUUACUUAAUACCUCCUGUUAUAUAUCCUUAAAUAUCUAAGUGCUGUCUAGUGAGCAGAACUUUGUCUUACGUGGCUGCCUGUCGUACGCUACAAUCUGUACAAAGCUAGACGCUGAACCAAGCGACCCGAACACUUGUGGGGUAAACCAUACUUGUUCUCAUUAUCAAAACUUUAACCAGUGUAACUAAACAGUUUAGUUUUGUUUUGUGUGUGUGUGUGUGUGUGUGCGCGCUCAUUUUCUUUUCAAGCAGAGUGGAUUCUCUGCUGUCUCUUUUUGUUUACUAAACCAGUUAAGUACUGCAUUCUGAUGAUGGCAGGACUAGAGGGAUGGUACUUUUUUUUGGAGAUGGAUAUGAGGAGGUUUUAAGUCAGACUUGAGAGACUGAUGUCAGUUACUGACAAUUUUAUAAGGAAUUAUUUGUAAAAAAAAUAAUAAUAAAAUAAAAAAUGGUAUUUCA